AUGACGUCUGACACUCUGCUUCAUUUGGAGGACAGCAGGAGAGCAGAGGAGAGGAGCAGAUUGAACUGUGUUGACAUAGCUCAAACUGGUUUAACAGACGGGAAGAACACAGACCUUCUCCGAUGCCAGGAGACCACUGAAAGCAGCUCUUCCAUAAAGUACAGAAGAUAUGGGUCUCGUUUGGGUGGGGUCAAAGUUCGCCACAAGAGACAGGUGCUGCAGGACAUGGCACGACCCCUGAAACAUUGGCUUUACAAACACCGGGACAACCCGUACCCCACCAAGACUGAGAAGGUCUUGCUGGCUUUGGGCUCCCAUAUGACACUGGUACAGGUUUCAAACUGGUUUGCAAAUGCCCGACGGAGGCUGAAGAACACAGUGAGACAGCCAGACCUGAGCUGGGCCCUGAGGAUCAAACUCUACAAUAAAUACAUCCAGGGAAAUGCUGAGAGGCUGAGUGUGUGCAGUGAUGACACUGACUCAGAUGAUGAAUGUCCUUUACAAACACCUAUCAGCCAAUCAGACUUUGGCAGGUCAUCUUCCCACAAGGGUGUGCUUGAGAAACAGGGCAUGGCUGACUCCGCCAACAGUGACGACAGUGUGUCGCCUCCGUCCAAGUACAAGAGCAGUUUACUGAAUCGGUAUCUGAACGACACCCUGCGGCACAUGAUGGCGACGAAGGCCGAUGGUGUCACCGCAGCCCGCAAGAGGAGGAGCCACUCUGAGUCAUUCAGCUCCAACGAAUGUGAUCGAGAUGUUGUCUCCCCGGCAUCAUCCUAUGAAACAGAGACCAACUUUGUCUACCAUAUGGACACAGUGGAGUAUACUUCAACUAAAUUUGACAGUGGCCAGCAGAAGGACAGAGGCCAGCAGAGACGAGAAGAUCAAGGCUGGAGGGAGAUCCACGCUGCCGUGGCUCUAACUGACCUGGCCCAGGGGCAGAGCUGCACAGCAGACCAGAGCAGCGUGACAGUGUCCGGCACUGCCACAGGGCUGUGCUGCACCAGAGAGCCCUUCUCUGUUACGAGGACCAAUAUCAUAGACAGGAUGUGCAUCACAGGGCCCAACUCUGCUCUGAGGCAGAGCUGCACCGCUGGGCCCACUCUCACCAGCCGCAUCAUCCAGAAGUCCUCUCAUAUCUCUGAGGUCCAGACUGUCAAAGUCGUCCUGGCAAACAGCGUGUAGGCAUUUAAAGUGAGCAUCUGGUCCAAGCACUUCAUUCCAUAUAGGAAUACCAGAUGCUUCAGUAGCCAACG
Scomber japonicus (chub mackerel) is the source of this 1256-nucleotide messenger RNA. Its product is annotated as homeobox protein Mohawk-like. NCBI's taxonomy places the organism in Eukaryota, Metazoa, Chordata, Actinopteri, Scombriformes, Scombridae. The transcript is spliced from 6 exons. Gene Ontology annotation, molecular function: RNA polymerase II cis-regulatory region sequence-specific DNA binding; DNA-binding transcription factor activity, RNA polymerase II-specific. Gene Ontology annotation, biological process: muscle organ development; regulation of transcription by RNA polymerase II; cell development. Gene Ontology annotation, cellular component: nucleus. The coding region runs from base 1 to 1185 and encodes 394 amino acids. The record is from RefSeq and is a predicted model, not a curated record.